Coniophora puteana RWD-64-598 SS2 is the source of this 873-nucleotide messenger RNA. RefSeq lists its product as uncharacterized. The transcript is spliced from 2 exons. The annotation marks the transcript as partial. NCBI's taxonomy places the organism in Eukaryota, Fungi, Basidiomycota, Agaricomycetes, Boletales, Coniophoraceae. The record is from RefSeq and is a predicted model, not a curated record.
AUGCACAAACUCCUCACGCGGAUUGACCAAUUGCUCGGACGAUACGUCCAUAACAAGGUACCCGCGCGUCUCAUCUACAUCCCAGAACGGAGACUCGUGAACAGGAGCUUCGUACUCGAGCACUCUCGCGAGAGGCUUUGCCAAGCCUUCGCCGGUUACCCUCGCAAGGUAUCAGAGGUAUCCCUCGAGGCGGAACUCCGGAAGACAAUCGCGUAUGCGACGCUCUCGCACCGAUGGGGCCGGAAAGAGGCCACAUACGCGGACUACGUUGCGUUCUAUGAACGGUGGAAGAACGGCUCUGAUAUGGCGCGGCACUCUCAGGAUCCGGGAUACGUGAAGCUAUGGAACUUCUUGGAUGCAGCGUCGGCCAGGGGGAUCCAGUUCGCAUGGGCGGACACGUGCUGCAUCGACAAGAGCAGCAGCUCUGAGCUCGACGAGGCGAUCCGCUCGAUGUUUCGCUGGUACAAGAACUCGGCGCUUUGUAUCGUACACCUGGCGCAGACGCGCUCGAUCGAGGAUAUGAACGAAGAUGAGUGGUUCGGCAGGGGAUGGACGCUGCAGGAGCUCCUCGCACCUUCGAAGAUCAAGUUUAUGGACAAGUGCUGGAACCCACUUAAGAUUCUUGGCAAGGUCACGAACGCGACAGGUAUACCCAUAGAUACACUGAGGUCCUUCGAGCCACGAACAGACAAGUUUGGCGAAAAGAUGUCCUGGGCCUCUAGGCGGAGCACGACGCGGGACGAAGACUCUACGUACUCACUGAUGGGUAUGCUCAACGUCAGCAUCCAGACCGCUUACGGCGAAGGAGGCCCCCGCGCGUUCCGCCGCCUACUGGAUGCAGUUGUGCGCAAGGCGGAAGACCCAUCCGUGAUG